AUAACUCUUUAAAAGAGCUAUAUGCAUUCUUAAAAACUAAUGAAACAAGCAUUGCGGAAAAUCUAAGCAAAAAGGAAAUCAAUUGGCAUUUUCAGCCCACUUCCGCGCCAAAUUUUGGUGGACUACAUGAAGCAGGGAUAAAAUCCGCAAAACAUCAUCUCAAAAGAAUCAUGGGUACUCAAAUUUUCACCUUCGAGGAGAUGACUACACUCGUGACUCGAGUGGAGGCGAUAAUGAACUCUAGGCCGCUCUGCCCGCUAUCAACAGAUCCCUCAGAUAUGGACGCCUUGACCCCAGGUCAUUUUCUUGUGGGUCGUCCACUCAACGCCUUACCCGAAGAAAAUCUAACAGAAACUCCUUCUAAUCGUGUGGAUAGAUGGGGCUUGAUAAACAAAGCCAGUCAACAUUUUUGGCAAACAUGGAAAAAUGAGUACAUCAACUGUUUGAGGCAGCGAUCAAAAUGGACUCAAGAAACUGAUCCAAUAAAAAUUGAUGAUCUCGUCAUUAUUCAAGACAAUAAUUUACCCCCUCAGCAAUGGAGAUUAGGACGAAUCACCAAGUGCUUUCCGGGCCCUGAUGACGUCACACGCGUCGUCGAUGUCAAGACCACCACGGGGACUUUACGGCGCCCGGUUUCCAAACUUUGCCGCCUCCCCAUAAGUUCAGACAAGGACCAAUAGGGCGUCUUCUCGCCAACAGGGAUUGCGCGCGAAAUUCAACUUCAGUAA
This is a messenger RNA of Bemisia tabaci, 728 nucleotides long. NCBI's taxonomy places the organism in Eukaryota, Metazoa, Arthropoda, Insecta, Hemiptera, Aleyrodidae. The record is from RefSeq and is a predicted model, not a curated record.